This is a messenger RNA of Neocloeon triangulifer, 1007 nucleotides long. RefSeq lists its product as uncharacterized. NCBI's taxonomy places the organism in Eukaryota, Metazoa, Arthropoda, Insecta, Ephemeroptera, Baetidae. Gene Ontology annotation, biological process: neurogenesis. Gene Ontology annotation, molecular function: protein binding. The record is from RefSeq and is a predicted model, not a curated record. Gene Ontology annotation, cellular component: P-body; cytosol. The transcript is spliced from 5 exons. The coding region runs from base 33 to 1007 and encodes 324 amino acids.
AGCAGCAAAUUUGGUCGCUCGAUCCGAAAAUCAUGAUGGGUUCUGAAAAGUCGAAAACUCUGAAAGCGCCGAAGUUGCCCCUGAGGAACCAGAAAGAUCAGAUGUCCAAAUCGAACACUCUGCCCGUCGGCAACCAGAAGAAAAAGGCACCUCUGGCCACCCCGAGGGCUACCAAUCCUGACCAAGGAGAAUUUUCCUCCGCCGACAACUGGCGUGUCCGAUCUAGAGACAAGGCUGAGGAGAUUCUGCAACUGUACGUGACUGGCCGACUUGCUGAUUGCACUUUCGUCAUUGGCAAAGAAGGAAAUUCUGCCAAUGAACCUGUGACCUUCAAGUGCCACUCAAUCAUCCUGGCAACUGCCAGCAGCUACCUGGAGCACCUUCUUUUCCAGAAGAGUGGCGACGAGCAAAAACUGAACUUCAGCAUGCCCCAACUGUCCCCAACAGCCUUUGACUUGAUCAUGAGACACAUUUACGGAAACAGGUGUAUAUUUCCUGGGCCUGAGGUUGGCGUUGAAAUGUGCCGCACAGCUCAUGCUUGGAAGUUGCCCGUGCUGGCUGAGGAGGCUGAAAAAUACCUGACCACCCAUACUGGACCUGACCAUGCCCUGAUUGUCUAUGAAAUGUUUGCCAAGCUGAGUAAUGAGAUGGAGUGCCAGCGUCUCAUGAAGAUCAUUCAGAGAUACCCUGAUCACGUUUUGCAAACCAAGUACUGGGUGGACGUCUCCAAGGAAACAGUCAAGGACGUGUUGUGCUGCUGCUCCAGGGUGCUCAGCGUCAAGCAACGCUUUGACGCCCUCUGCGAAUGGGGUGACGCUCAGGUCAUCUUUGAGACUGGCUCUGUGGGCAACAACGCCCAGGUCCGUGAGAAGAUUGACACGCUGCUGCCGCUCGUUGGCUUUGAAACCCUGAGUGCAAAAGAUUUUGCCACUUACUAUGCUCAGGAGCAGCUGCUCUCGCCCACUGAAAGGCUGGAGUUGCUGGUGAGCUUGGUGCUCAAGAUGUGA